This is a messenger RNA of Purpureocillium takamizusanense, 522 nucleotides long. RefSeq lists its product as uncharacterized. The transcript has a single exon. Lineage: Eukaryota; Fungi; Ascomycota; Sordariomycetes; Hypocreales; Ophiocordycipitaceae. The coding region runs from base 1 to 522 and encodes 173 amino acids. The record is from RefSeq and is a predicted model, not a curated record.
AUGAAGCUCACCUUUGCCCUGUGCACUAUGGCCACUCUGGCUACGGCGCUGCCAGCACCGAAGGACCCCAACAUCGGCGACCCGCUGGGUCUCGGCUACUCGAUUGGUAGACACUUCGACCGGGAUGUCGACCACGCCGACAUCAACUCUCGCGGAGACACCGAUGACUUGAAGGACGGAAAGCUCGGUCAGCCGGUGAUUGCUAGGGACGUCACCGCAGAGAACGAGCGCCGUGGUGAACCCAAGUUCGGAGACUCGUUGUUUGGCGAGGGUGUCCGCCACGACCGUCGAGGCGAGCCGAAGUUCGGAGAUUCCCUGUUCGGGGAGGGUGUCCGCCACGACCGUCGAGGCGAGCCCAAGUUUGGAGACUCCCUAUUUGGGGAGGGUGUCCGUCACGAUCGUCGAGAUGAGCCGAAGUUUGGCGAUUCGCUGUUUGGCGAAGGUGUCCGUCACGACCGUCGAGGCGAUCCCAAGUUUGGGGAGUCCGAGUUUGGCAUCGGCGAGCGUCCCAAGUCCAACUAA